Molecule: messenger RNA, 1862 nt
Organism: Cucumis melo (muskmelon)
Lineage: Eukaryota; Viridiplantae; Streptophyta; Magnoliopsida; Cucurbitales; Cucurbitaceae
Product: CBL-interacting serine/threonine-protein kinase 6-like
Exons: 1
Coding region: 374-1675 (433 amino acids)
Biological process (GO): signal transduction; protein phosphorylation
Molecular function (GO): protein kinase activity; ATP binding
Source: RefSeq, a predicted model, not a curated record
GGCGGUUUCAAUUCACAAGAGAGCGGAGGAAGAAGAAAACCCAAACAACAAUCGGAGAGAGAGAGAGAGAGACAGAGACAAACAAGAAAGAAACAAUCAGAAAAUCAUCCCCAAUUCGAAAAAUUUAGGGUUUCAGAACUCUGCAGGGAAUGCGGAAAGAUGAAAUUUGCUUCGUUGAUUCAGUUUGAGUUGAUCGGAAGAUCCAAAACCUUCAUCAUCGGCGGCAGAAAUUGCCACCGGAAACACGUCGAAGACGGGUGAUCUAUCUCCUCUCUCUUUCUCCUCCCCAUUUACCUUCUUUUAACUUCAUUUCAAUUCAACUCACUCUGUAUACAAAAAUCACCUAAUCUCGAUUCAAUCGAGUUCAAAUCCGAUGGCGGAUAAAGGCAGAGACGGCGGUUACUCAAGUUUACUCGAUGGGAAGUACGAAUUAGGCCGUCUUCUAGGGCAUGGUACCUUCGCUAAGGUUUAUCAUGCUCGGAAUCUGAGGACGGGGAAGAGUGUCGCGAUGAAAGUGGUUGGGAAGGAGAAGAUAAUCAAAGUCGGCAUGACGGAGCAGAUCAAGAGAGAAAUCUCUGUGAUGAAAAUGGUGAAGCAUCCGAAUAUUGUGGAGCUUCAUGAGGUAAUGGCGAGUAAAUCGAAGAUCUAUUUCGCUAUGGAGUUUGUUAGAGGCGGCGAACUGUUCUCCAAAAUUGCGAAAGGUCGGCUACGAGAGGAUGUAGCUAGGGUUUACUUUCAACAAUUAAUCUCUGCAAUCGAUUUCUGUCAUAGCCGUGGAGUUUACCACCGUGAUCUGAAACCGGAAAAUCUCCUUCUCGAUGAAGACGGUAACCUUAAGGUAACCGAUUUCGGCCUCACCGCUUUCUCAGAACACUUGAAGCAAGACGGAUUGUUGCAUACAACGUGCGGAACUCCGGCGUACGUCGCACCAGAGGUCAUCGGAAAGCAAGGAUACGACGGCGCUAAGGCCGACCUGUGGUCAUGUGGAGUCAUCCUUUACGUUCUUCUCGCCGGAUACCUUCCAUUCCAAGACGACAACAUGGUGGCCAUGUACAGGAAGAUUUACAGAGGCGACUUCAAAUGUCCGCCGUGGUUCUCCCCUGAAGCCCGUCGGCUCAUCACGAAGCUGCUAGAUCCAAAUCCCGUGACCAGAGCCGGUAUCACGAAGAUUACAUCCUCGUCUUGGUUCAAGAAAUCGGUACCGAAAACUCUGAUUAGGAAGGAUGAACAAGAACAAACAGAGGAGAAUUUCACAAAAUCAAAGCCACCGGCGGAAACAUUAAACGCGUUCCACAUAAUAUCUCUAUCGGAAGGGUUUGAUCUGUCGCCACUGUUUGAAGAGAAGAAAAGGGAAGAGAAAGAGGAGAUGAGAUUCGCAACAUCGUCGACGGCGAGCAGUGUGAUAUCGAAGCUCGAGGAAGUGGCGAAGGCGGUGAAGUUCGAUGUGAAGAAGAGCGAAACACGGGUUCGAUUGCAGGGGCAGGAGAUGGGGAGAAAAGGGAAACUGACGAUUGCGGCGGAUAUCUUUGCGAUGACGCCGUCGUUUGUGGUGGUGGAGGUGAAGAAGGAUAACGGAGAUACAUUGGAGUAUAAUCAGUUCUGCAGGAAGGAGCUCCGGCCGGCAUUGAAGGACAUUGUUUGGACUUCUCCGACGGGGAAUUCGACACCAGCUUGAAGAAGAAGAUGGAUCAGAUUAUGUUGAGAUUUGAAGUAGGAGUAAGAUUUGAGUAGUUUUUGUUAUGUUAUGUCAAAAUUGAUAAAUUGGAAUGAGGAUGAUGAUGAUGUCUUGUAGUUUGUUAAUUUUUUAGUUUCAUGAUUUGUGAUAAAUCAUAAAUGGAUGGGUCCUUAGCCAAUUUGUUCAA